This is a messenger RNA of Daucus carota subsp. sativus, 2709 nucleotides long. RefSeq names its product endoglucanase 25. The coding region runs from base 201 to 2129 and encodes 642 amino acids. Lineage: Eukaryota; Viridiplantae; Streptophyta; Magnoliopsida; Apiales; Apiaceae. The transcript is spliced from 6 exons. The record is from RefSeq and is a predicted model, not a curated record. Gene Ontology annotation, molecular function: hydrolase activity, hydrolyzing O-glycosyl compounds. Gene Ontology annotation, biological process: carbohydrate metabolic process.
UUCCUUUAUAUAUUACUAUAUUAGUAAACUUCAAUCUACCUCAUGUAGUUCUUUUCAUGCAUAUUAAACUCCACCCUAAUACCAGACAGUCCAUAAAACAGCUAGGAGUCACUUGAUCUCCAUAAGAAAUGUCAAAAAUCUUUCAAACUAUGCUUUAUCAUUUUUAGAUUCUGCUCUCACCUUGCAUUCCCUAGUCUACCAUGCCUCGAUCAUCAUCUGUAGGCUCACCGCAGCACACUACAACAGCAGCUUCUGAUGAUGACUAUAACCAGCCGCUUGCUUUUGUUCAUACAACAAUAUCUGGGGCUGGCCGGCUUCUCCCAUCAUCUAGCCACUGGAACUCCAUAGAAAUUGACUUCAACAUCUUACCUCAAUCACAAACUCCGUCCGGAUAUGAAUCAGUACUCCCUUCAAGAUUCUCUAAAUCCUAUGACUACAAUCUAAUUGUCACUGAUAAGACACACUUGAAACGUUGCGUUUAUGUUACAGUUUCUUUUUUUCUUGUUAUUGCCCUUAUCUUUUUUCUGUUACACUUUGUUCCCUUGCACAAGCACCAUCACCAGGACUCUGUCAAGAAUCUUACACUUGCUGUGAAUCAAGCACUUGUCUUCUUUGAUGCUCAAAAGUCUGGGAUUCUUCCAAAAAACAAUUUAGUGAACUUCCGAGGUGAUUCUGGUUUACAAGAUGGAAAUAGUAGUACUACGAACGUUGAUCUUGUGGGAGGAUUUUAUGAUUCAGGGAACAAUAUUAAAUUUAGCUUGUCAACUGCUUAUACUAUAACUUUAUUGAGCUGGACUGUGAUUGAGUAUCAUGAGAAAUAUGAUGAUAUAGCUGAACUUGAGCAUAUAAAAGACAUCAUAAAGUGGGGGAGUGAUUAUUUGCUCAAGGCCUUUGUUCCUCGAAAUUCAAGUGCUUCCACUCCUAGUAAAAUCUAUUCACAGGUUGGGAGUGCUAGUAAAGAUUCUAAGGUUGACAAUGAUAUAAAUUGUUGGCAAAGGCCAGAAGACAUGAGCUACGGAAGGGAUGUAUUGGUCUGUGAUAGUACUGCUUCAGAUUUAGCAGGGGAAAUUAUUGCAGCAUUCUCAGCAGCAUCAUUAGUAUUUAAGAACAACGAAGCUUAUGCAGGAAAACUAAUAAAAGCAGCUGAGGAAUUGUUUGAAGUUGCUAGUAAAAAUGGCACAAGACAUAUACAGGGAAUGUACACUAACAGUGAUUGUGGCAAACAAGCCAGUGAAUUUUACAAUUCUUCAGGUUUUAGAGACGAGUUGAUAUGGGGUGGAACGUGGUUAUUUUUUUCAACCGGGAACAGUACUUACCUCGACUAUGCCACCACAAAUUUUGAUGCAGCAGUAAAAGAAGAAUUGUCCUCUGAAAAUGGGAUCUUUUAUUGGAAUAAUAAGCUUAGUGCAACUAUGAUUUUGCUAUCAAGACUUAGAUUUUUCCUUGACCUGGGGUACCCUUAUGAAGAUGCAUUUGGAUCAUCAACCAAUAGGACUGACUUGCUCAUGUGUUCUUAUCUCAACAAACUGCAAUCUGAUAUGACAGACGGUGGUUUGAUCCUCUUGAAACCUAAAUAUGGUGCACCGCUACAAUAUUCUGCAACAGCGUCUUUUCUGAGUAAAUUGUACAGCGAUUAUCUUGAUCUAUUGCGUAGAUCUGGUAGCAGCUGUGCUGGCUCUGUAGUAACACUGGAUAAACUGAGAAGUUUCUCAAGGUCUCAGGUUGAUUAUAUACUUGGAGAUAAUCCUAUGAAGAUGAGCUACAUUGUCGGCUUUGGUGAUGAGUAUCCAACACACGUUUACCAUAGAGGUGCAUCGAUACCAUGGGAUCACAAAACUCAUUCUUGUGCAGAAGGAGAUAAAUGGCUGAACGCCAAAGAACCAAAUCCAAAUCAGAUUGUAGGAGCCAUGGUUGGAGGUCCUGACCAUAAUGACAUAUUCUUAGAUGAAAGGGAUAAGCCAUGGUUUACAGAGCCAACCAUAUCGAGCAAUGCUGGUUUAGUAGCUGCGCUCAUAGCACAUCAUGGCCCUCCGCUCAUGACCCGUGACCAUUUAAAUUCAUCUAGCUCAAAUGGCCUCAAUUUAGGCAUCGACAUGAUGGGUAUUUUUCAAAACAUUCAUCUACGUUAAUGAGACCUUCACUACAUAUCUUUCAAACUGUUAUUGGAAGGAAAAGAUGCAUCAGCACCCGAAAUCAAGGUGUCAAGAUAUAUUGGCUUGAAAAUUUUGGACUUUGAACUAUUAACAAUAACUUUGGAUGUUUAUACAUCAUGACUGUGUUCAAUGCUUUAUUUAUACCUCCUGUAGCAUAGAUCUUGUUGAUCAAGUCACAAAUGGCUAAAACUGCAAUGCCCUGUGUUGAAAAGAUACAGAAAUUUUUUUAUAAGGCUGUACAGCUGAUAGAAGAUUUUCUUUGACGGUAUAAUUUCUGAAAUAUAGCAUAUUUACAGUUACAUCUGUGCAUUACAGAUUUUUUACAAAAAUUGGAACGACUGAUCGACUGAGCAAACGUUUCACAUUGCAUUACGGACUUUUUACAUUGUAAACUAUUGCUAAUUAGAAGGUGAUUCACAUAGUUAUGUACAGCACGAAGGAUAAUAUGGAUAUACACUACAAGCAAAACUGAACUAUCUAAAACAUUGUGGUUUCUUUCACUUCUUUCGCUAGCAUCUUCAGGGAGACUUCAUAUUAUCCAAGUUGAAUGUUAUCU